AUAGACAUUAUAACAUAAUAGUCCGUCUCAUUUUUGUAGAUGCUUGAUAUCUAAAAAGGUAUUCUGAUUUGGCGAUUGUAGCACACGCAACAACACAUUUAAUCCGAGAUCAUCUUCAGAAAACAAGAGGAACAGUACACAUUCAGCAAUAAUCAGUGAGAUUUUAAGCUACAAUUUCCGUCAGUGCAUCAUUUGAAUUUGAUUUUCGUACAACAUUAUCUGUCUGCCAUAUUAUGUCGGGCGCAGAGGUUUGUAGCGGUGAUCGAUAUGAAUCGAGUCGACUUUUCGUUCAGUGCCAAAAGAAAUGUCCGAAGAUCCUGACUGAUUUUGGAUGUUCACUCGAGACCUCGGGAGGGCCUGAUGGUGGCCAUUCAGUGGUGGAGGUAGAUUGGUCCGGACUAGCUUGGAAGGCUGGAUGCAGAAACCGUGACGUAAUCAUGGCGGUGAAUGCUGCCGAUAUGAAGGUGACGGAUGUGGGUCAUAGUUCUCUCGUCGAGUAUCUGAGAGACAAUGGACAAACAUGUUCUCUGCUAAUUAAGCGUGAUCAGGAGGAUGUGACUAACUUCUACUGGAUAGCAUUCCAUGUCAAAGUCAAGGGUAAUAAAGACAUUCAAUACGUGUUGAUACUACAAUAAUGACGAUAUAGGCCUACGAUAAUUAUCAUCCGGACAAC
Strongylocentrotus purpuratus (purple sea urchin) is the source of this 673-nucleotide messenger RNA. RefSeq lists its product as uncharacterized. Lineage: Eukaryota; Metazoa; Echinodermata; Echinoidea; Camarodonta; Strongylocentrotidae. The record is from RefSeq and is a predicted model, not a curated record. The transcript is spliced from 3 exons. Gene Ontology annotation, molecular function: protein binding. The coding region runs from base 234 to 635 and encodes 133 amino acids.